Cajanus cajan (pigeon pea) is the source of this 1673-nucleotide messenger RNA. RefSeq names its product tetrahydroberberine oxidase. Gene Ontology annotation, molecular function: oxidoreductase activity; FAD binding. The record is from RefSeq and is a predicted model, not a curated record. NCBI's taxonomy places the organism in Eukaryota, Viridiplantae, Streptophyta, Magnoliopsida, Fabales, Fabaceae.
AUGGCCUUUACAUAUAUCAAUUUAGUACUCCUGUCAAUCUCCAUUUUCAUCUCAAUUUUCCCUGAAACCUCAAUUUCUGUUGACAUUGAAAGGGGUUUCCUCCAAUGUUUUUCAUCAGGUUUAGAACAUUCAAACUCAACCGCAGAAGUAAUACUCACCCAGAACAGUUCUUCUUACACAUCUCUUUUGCAAUCUUCCAUAAGGAACCUCAGAUUUUUAAACAGUUCAGUCCCAAAACCUAAGCUUAUUGUCACUCCACGACACUUAGGCCACAUUCAAAGAGCAAUCACUUGUUCAAGGAAACAUGGCCUGCAAGUGAGAGUUCGAAGUGGGGGGCAUGACUAUGAGGGUCUUUCUUACGUCUCUGAUGUUCCAUUCCUGAUCAUUGAUCUCAUAAACUUUAGGUCCAUAAGCAUUGACAUCAAUGAUGAAAGUGCAUGGGUUGAAGCAGGUGCAACUCUUGGAGAACUCUAUUAUGCUAUUGCAAAAAAAAGUAAUGUCUAUGGCUUCCCAGCUGGUAGUUGUCCCACUGUUGGUGUAGGAGGCCACUUGAGUGGUGGUGGAUUUGGCACAAUUUUCAGAAAAUAUGGCCUUGCAGCUGAUAAUGUAAUUGAUGCUGAGAUGGUAGAUGUUAAUGGCAACAUAUUAAAUAGAACUUUGAUGGGGGAGGAUCUCUUUUGGGCCAUAAGAGGUGGUGGAGGAUCAAGCCUUGGAAUCAUUACUGCAUGGAAAGUUAAGCUUGUUCCUAUUCCCCCAACAUUGACAAUUUUCAAUGUCCCAAAAACCCUAGAACAAGGUGCCAGUAGCCUUUUCCAAAAAUGGCAAACUAUUGCUGACAAGCUUCCUAGUGAACUUUUUCUUCACUCGGUUAUGGGGGUUGACAAUUCAUCUUACAAUAGUGGAAGAAAAACUGUUGUGGUUUCUUUCACUGGAUUAUACCUAGGGAAAGCUGAGAAGCUACUUCCUUGGAUGCAAAACAAUUUUCCUGAGCUGGGUUUGCAUCUCAACAACUGCACUGAGAUGAGUUGGAUUCAAUCUGUUCUUUAUUUUACAGAUUAUCCAAUCAAUGGACCCUUGGAGAUCUUGCUUCACAGAAACCAAACAUUUAGAAGCUUCAAAGCAAAAUCUGACUACGUUACAGACCCAAUUCCUGUGGCAGGUUUGGAGGGGUUGUGGAACAUGUUGCUUGAAGAGAACUCACCAAUAUUAAUCCUAACACCAUAUGGAGGUAGAAUGAGUGAGAUUUCAGGAUCAGAAACUCCGUUUCCACAUAGAAAUGGGAGCAUAUAUGGUAUCCAGUAUUUGGUAUACUGGGACUCAAAUGAAGAAACACCAAAGCAUAUAGAUUGGAUGAGAAGGUUAUAUGCAUACAUGGCACCUUAUGUUUCAAAGUGUCCAAGAGCUGCAUAUUUGAAUUAUAGGGACCUCGAUUUAGGAGUGAACCGAGGCAAUACAAGCUAUGAAGAAGCAAAGUCUUGGGGUUUGAAAUAUUUCAAGUUUAACUUUGAAAGAUUGGCACGUGUAAAGGCUGAAGUUGAUCCUAGUAAUUUCUUCUGGCACGAGCAGAGCAUUCCACCUUUGUUUAAUUAAGUGCAGAGGAAGUAUGCAGAAAUUUGGUUGAGACAAUAUAGGCAAAAUUUCGACCACAUUACAAAGAUUUGAAAAUUUCUGGG